AUGUCCAGAUAGUCAAUGACCUAAUUGAGAGGAGCCAAGAAAGUCAUGGUAGAUACUUGUGGCAAGGUGUAAUCAAUGGCAACCAGUCAACUGAGGAGAGAGUGGAGUUAGGAAAAUCACUUAAUUUGAGUCCAAAGCAUAUUUUAAAUCUGGUUAUAAAUAACGGAAACUAUUCAGGAGUGGAGCAGGAGGAGUUCAACAUAUGUCAGAAUGCACUUCUUCCAGAGACUGAUGCCAUGCAUGCUGGAGAGAAACCUGAUGAGCGUAAUAUAUGCGAGAAAUCACAGAGACAUCAUGAGCAUGUUACUCAGCAUCCCAAGAUUCCAAUUGGGCAACCUUUUGAAUAUAGUGGAAAAGGAAAAUCCUCCAACACAGUGCCAAAAAUAUUUGCAUAUAAGAAGGUUCAUAUGGGUGAGACCACCUGUAGAUAUAGUGAAUAUGGGAAAGCCUGUAAUAAGUUAGCUGUCAUUGCCCAAGAGAUAAUUCAGGUAGGGAAAACUUUUCACUGUGACGUAUGUGGGGAAACGUUCUAUAAAAAGGCUAAACUUACUCAACAUCAGAUUAUACACAAAGCAGAGAAACAUGAUAAAUACAGUGAAUGUCAGAAAUCUUUUAAGAAAUCAUACCUUAUCUCAUAUCAGGGAACAUCUACAGGGAAGAAGCUUUAUCCAUGUAAUGAACAGGAGAAACUUUUCUAUCAGAAGUCAGACUUUACAAUGUGUCACAGAAUUCACACCAGGGAAAUGUCGCAUGGAUUUACGAAGUGUAGCAAAAACUUUCAUAAGAAUUUGCUUCUCAGCUGUCGUCAGGCAAUUCACACAAGUGAAAAAUCAUGUGAAUGUAAUGGAUGUAGAAAGUCUUUCUACCAUAAUUCUGCCCUUACUUUAUAUCAGAGGAUUCACAUGAGUGAGAAUCUAUAUGAAUGUCAAGACAUUCAAACUUUCUCAAGAAAGUCAAAAUUCAAGAAACAGAGAAUUCACAUUGCUGAGAAACCCUUUGACUGUAACACAUGUGGAAAAACCUUUCACCAGAAUUCAAACUUCAGCAAACAUCAAAGAAUUCACACAGGUGAGUAUCUAUAUGAAUGUAAAGAAUGUGGGAAAGCUUUUAACCAAAAGUGGGCCCUCAAAAGGAAUCAGAGAAUUCACAAAAGUGCAACACAAUUCAAAUGUAAGGAGUGUGGAAAAGCUUUUAACCAAAAGUCACAUCUCAGCAGGCAUCAGAGAAUUCACACAGGUGAGAAACCAUAUGAAUGUAAAGAAUGUGGAAAAGCUUUUAGCCAAAAGUCACACCUCAGUGUACAUCAGAGAAUUCACACAGGUGAGAAACUAUAUAAAUGUAAAGAAUGUGGAAAAGCUUUUAACCAACAGACAAACCUGAGCAUGCAUCAGAGAAUUCAUACAGGUGAGAAACCAUAUGACUGUAAAGAAUGUGGAGAAGCUUUUAACCGAAAGUCAAACCUCAGCAUGCAUCAGAGAAUUCACAUAGGUGAGAAACCAUAUGAAUGUAAAGAAUGUGGAAAAGCUUUUAAACGAAAGGCAUCCUUCAGCUUGCAUCAGAGAAUUCACACAGGCGAGAAACUACAUGAGUGCAAAGAAUGUGGGAAAGCUUUUAACCAAAAGUCAUCCCUCAGCAGGCAUCAGAGAAUUCACACAGGUGAGAAACCAUAUGAAUGUAAAGAAUGUGGAAAAGCUUUUAAUGAAAAGUCAGUUCUCAGUAGUCAUCAGAGAAUUCACACAGGUGAGAAACCAUAUGAAUGUAAAGAAUGUGGAAAAGCUUUUAACCGAAAGUCAAACCUGAGCAUUCAUCAGAGAAUUCACACAGGUGAGAAACCAUAUGAAUGUAAAGAAUGUGGAAAAGCUGUUAAGCAAAAGUCAACCCUCAAUACACAUCAGAAAAUUCACACAGGUGAGAAACCGUAUGAAUGUAAAGAAUGUGGAAAAGCUUUUAAACAAGAGGCAUCCUUUAGCAUGCAUCAGAGAGUUCACACAGGUGAGAAACCAUAUGAAUGUAAAGAAUGUGGAAAAGCUUUUAACCAAAAGUCACCCCUCAGCAGGCAUCAGAGAAUUCACUCAGGUGAAAAACCUUAUGAAUGUAAAGAAUGUGGAAAAGAUUUUAACCGAAAGUCAUCCCUCAGCAGGCAUCAGAGAAUUCACACAGGUGAAAAACCAUAUGAGUGUAAAGAAUGUGGAAAAGCUUUUAACCGAAAGUCACACUUCAGCAUGCAUCAGAGAAUUCAUGCAGGUGAGAAACCCUAUGAAUGUAAAGAAUGUGGAAAAGCUUUUAAACAAAAGGCAUCCUUCAGAUUGCAUCAGAGAAUUCACACAGGUGAGAAACCAUAUGAAUGCAAAGAAUGUGGAAAAGCUUUUAAACAAAAGGCAUCCUUCCGAUUGCAUCAGAGAAUUCACAGAGGUGAGAGACCAUAUAAAUGUAAAGAAUGCGGAAAAACUUUUAACCAAAAGUCACACCUCAGCAUGCAUCAGAGAAUUCACUCAGGUGAGAAACCACAUGAAUGUAAAGAAUGUGGAAAAGCUUUUAACCAAAUGUCACACCUCAGCAGGCAUCAGAGAAUUCAUGCAGGUGAGAAACCUUAUGAAUGUAAAGAAUGUGGAAAAGCUUUUAACCAAAUGUCACACCUCAGUAGGCAUCAGACAGUUCACACAGGUGAGAAGCCCUGUGAAUAAUGAAUGUGGAAUAAGUUUUUUUACAGAGUCACAGCUUAGAAGACAUCAGGAUACUCACACAGGAAAAAACUCAUGAAUG
Galeopterus variegatus (Sunda flying lemur) is the source of this 2763-nucleotide messenger RNA. Its product is annotated as zinc finger protein 345-like. The transcript is spliced from 2 exons. The record is from RefSeq and is a predicted model, not a curated record. Gene Ontology annotation, biological process: regulation of transcription by RNA polymerase II. Lineage: Eukaryota; Metazoa; Chordata; Mammalia; Dermoptera; Cynocephalidae. Gene Ontology annotation, molecular function: DNA-binding transcription factor activity, RNA polymerase II-specific; RNA polymerase II cis-regulatory region sequence-specific DNA binding. Bases 237 to 2684 code for a protein of 815 amino acids.